Molecule: messenger RNA, 1350 nt
Organism: Periophthalmus magnuspinnatus
Lineage: Eukaryota; Metazoa; Chordata; Actinopteri; Gobiiformes; Gobiidae
Gene: taok3b
Product: TAO kinase 3b
Exons: 7
Coding region: 34-1350 (438 amino acids)
Biological process (GO): execution phase of apoptosis
Source: RefSeq, a predicted model, not a curated record
UAGCAUGAGCAGGAAUUUGAGCUGCGGGUGCAGAUGUCUGGGUACAAGCGCAUGCGGCGGCAGCACCAAAAGCAGCUGAUCGCCCUGGAGAACAGGCUGAAGGCCGAGAUGGACCAGCACCGGCUCCGACUACAGAAGGAAAUAGAGACACAGGCCAACAACACCUACAUCGAACUGGAGCGGCUCGCCAAGAAACAUGCUGCUCAGACCGACAAGGAGAUGAAGACCGCUGCAUCAGAGGAGAGGAGGAUCCAGCAGCAGAUCGUGGCUCAGCAGAAGAGGGAGCUCGCUGCUUUCUUAGAGAACCAGAAAAAAGAGUACAGACUUUGCAAAGACAAGCUAAAAGAGGAGAUGAGUGAGGACCCCUGUACGCCCAAAGAGGAGAAGCAGGAGCGACUGUCGCGACACAAAGAGACAGUGCAGCGUUCUCAGGCCGAGGAGGAGGCUCACGUACUGGCCCAACAGAGGCUGGUCUACGACCGCAGCUGCAGAGCACUCAAACGCCGCUCACUCAUCAAGAAGCACGAGUUUGAGCAGGAGCAGAUCAGAGAGGAACUGAACAAGAAGCGGACACAGAAGGAGAUGGAGCACGCCCUCCUGAUCCGGCACGACGAGGCCACACAGGACCUGGAGCGACGGCAGCUGCAGAUGCUGCACAAACUGAGGGUGGAGCUAAUGCGCCUCCAACACCAGACGGAGCUGGAGAACCAAGAGGAGUACAACACCAGGAGGCAGAGGGAGCUCCAUCGGAAACACUCCCUGGAGAAGAGGCAGCAGCCCAGGGACCUCAAGACGAUGGAGAUGCAGAUAAAGAAGCAGUUCCAGGACACGUGUAAAGUCCAGAACAAACAGUACAAAGCUCUGAAGAAUCACCAGCUGGAGGUGUCUCCCAGAGGAGACCACAGGAGCCUCCUGAGAAACCUGAAGGACGAGCAGACGCGUAAACUGGCCGUGCUGGCAGAGCAAUACGAGCACAGCAUCAACGAGAUGGUGACCUCACAAGCGAUGCGUCUGGACUCGGAGCAGGAGUCGGAGCUGGUGGCUCUGGAGCAGCAGCUGAAGCAGGAGAUGGAGCUGCUGGACGCGUACCAGAGGAAGACCCAAGUCCAGAUGGAGGGUCAGCACGAGCGUGAGCAGCAGAAACUCCAGCAGAAGGUCUCCAUACGCAGAGCACACCUGGAACAGAAGAUUGAAGAAGAACUGGCAGCACUUCAGAAAGAACGAACAGAGAGGAUCAAGCAGCUGUUUGAACGACAAGACAGAGAACUGCACACGUUUGACUCAGAGACGCGAGGCCUGGGCUUCGGGAGUCUGGGCUCUCUGGACUUCCCCAAAGAAGAAAACAGAUGA